Messenger RNA from Cyclocybe aegerita, 2238 nucleotides. The record is from the annotation of a GenBank genome assembly. Lineage: Eukaryota; Fungi; Basidiomycota; Agaricomycetes; Agaricales; Hemipholiotaceae.
AUGUCCCGUAUACCCGUGCCCACUCACACCAACCGCCCCCAGUCCCCCUCUGCUCCACCCCCUUUCCUCACUUUCCCGACUUCUCCCGAGCGCUCAGACAGAUACAACGACCGUGACCGUGACGCCUCUCCUGCCCCACGCGCCAACGUACCCCGCUCGAACACCCUAGCAAGCAGCACAGCAGCGUCCAUGUCGUCCAUGUCAGGCUACCAGGGCUCCGUCUCGGAGUCGCGCAGGAAGCAGUCCAAGCGUGACGAUGCUAUCCGCAAGAAGAUCGAGUCGGAGCUCUCGCGCAAGCGUACGAUAUCGACGACACAGAACGCUGCGGGACGCUCAUCGCGGCGGGCUCCGGGAAAACCGGCGCCAGCAAAGGGCACCGUCGCUGCUCUGAAACCCAGCCCGGCACUGACUGUCCCGGAGAACAUUACCGUUGCGGAAGCCAGUCAGUUGUGCGCCGCGAAACGUACGGACUGCGUACUUGUCGUCGACGAUGAGGAAGGCCUGAGCGGUAUCUUCACCGCGAAGGAUCUGGCUUAUAGGGUCACCGCGGAGGGCCUGGAUCCUCAUGCGACUCCCGUCAGCCAAAUCAUGACGCGUAACCCGAUGGUCACCCGCGACUCGACGAGCGCGACGGAGGCGCUGCAACUCAUGGUGUCGAGGCAUUUCAGGCAUCUGCCCGUCUGCAAUGAGGAUGGCAACGUCGUCGGUCUUCUCGAUAUCACCAAAGUCUUCCAUGAGGCCCUCGGCAAGGUCGAGCGCAGCUCUGCCGCCUCUGAGCAGCUCUUCUCUGCUAUGGCCGGCGUGCAGUCCGAGCUGGGCGCUGUCGGGUCCAACCCACAGGCUGCUGCCAUGCUAGCCUGGGCCGAGAAGUUGCGCGAGAAGACUGCCCUGCCUGACCUGACCACCGUCAUGGACUCACGGACGCAGCCCGCGACGGUCAGCCCGAAGACGACCGUCCGAGAAGUCGCGAGACUGAUGAAGGAGCGCAGGACGACGGCGGUGUGUGUCAUGGAGACCCUUAGCCCCCAGAGCCCCGGCCUGGCAUCGACAACGAAGAUUGCGGGCAUCUUCACGAGCAAGGACGUUGUGCUGAGGGUUAUCGCAGCUGGACUGGACGCGUCGAGGUGCAGUGUGGUUAGGGUCAUGACACCCCACCCUGAUACCGCACCUCCUACUAUGACGGUGCACGAUGCCCUCAAGAAGAUGCACAAUGGACAUUAUCUCAAUCUCCCCGUUGUUGAAUCUGACGGGCGGCUAGUAGCCAUUGUGGACGUCCUGAAGUUGACUUAUGCAACAUUGGAGCAGAUGAAUGCGAUGUCCGGCGGCGACCCUGCCCAAAACGAUUCCGAAGGUGGACCGAUGUGGGGCCGUUUCUUCGACUCGAUUGGAGACAACGAAUCGGUCCUCUCGGGUUCCCACCAACACACCGACCUGCGUUCUUUUCCCUCCAUUGGUGACCUCCAUCUACAGCAAUCGCCUCACUCAGAGGUUCAUCCCAACGAUUCCGCCUCUGUGAUGGACGACGACCACGCCUCUGCACUCGAAGGCUACGCUCGUCAGAAGGGCCUUUCCGUUCCACCUGGCGCUGUUCCCGUCCCGGUUGAUGACGGCACCUACGUCUUCAAGUUCCGUACACCUAGUGGUCGUACGCACCGCUUCCAGUCGCGCCACGACGACGUGGAGCAUCUGCGCGAAGUCGUCGCCGGCAAGCUUGCCACGGACCCCUUCUUCACGGAGUACCGGCCUCCUUCGGAGGAUGCCCAGCGUCCGGACCCAAUCGACUUCCAUCUGUCGUACACAGACACAGACGGUGACACCGUGCUCAUCACCUCGGACCACGACGUGACGGAGGCAGUGAAGAUCGCACGUGCAAGCGGCACCGACCGCGUUGUGCUGUUUGUGCAAGGUGGCAAGGGAUGGGCUGAGGCUGGCGCGGGCAAGAGCGAGGCCAGGGCUGCAGAGGAGGCCGCUGCUGCCAAACAGGAGGCCAAGGAGAUGGAGAAGGCGGAACUCGCACCAGUCGGUGCAACGACCCCGACUGUGGUCGCUCCGGCGCCUGAGCCCAUCCCUAUCCCUGUUCAUGUAUCGCGUCAUCACGCUCAUGCCCAUGGACACGGGCAAGGAGAUGAGGUGUUUGGCAUCCCGAAGGAUCUAUUGCUGCCUGCGAGCAUUGGAGCAUUGGCGGUGGCUAUCAUUGGAGUGUUCACGAUCUCGAGGCUGACCUCAAACAACUAUUGA